Molecule: messenger RNA, 1588 nt
Organism: Anolis sagrei ordinatus
Lineage: Eukaryota; Metazoa; Chordata; Lepidosauria; Squamata; Anolidae
Product: ras-related GTP-binding protein A
Biological process (GO): negative regulation of autophagy; cellular response to starvation
Cellular component (GO): Gtr1-Gtr2 GTPase complex; lysosome; nucleus
Molecular function (GO): GTP binding; GTPase activity
Source: RefSeq, a predicted model, not a curated record
UAGUCACCUGACAGGCGGGUGGGUAGAAAGGAGAGCGAGCCGACGGGAAGCGAAAGCAACUGAGCUCACGUGACUGUCCCGAGGUGCUGCGGUGGGCGAGGCUGGGCUGAGGCGGCUCCUCGCGGGGCAGGCGGAGUACGUGAGGCCGAGGCUUUGAGGCCUAAAGCGGAAGGAGCCGGGGGCGGCUUCCAGGGCCGCGGACCUUCCUGCUGCUUCCUCCCUCACGCUCCCGCCGUUGCCGAGGCCGGUCCAGGAACAGAGGUGUGGGAUGCCGAACACCGCCAUGAAGAAGAAGGUGCUCUUGAUGGGGAAGAGCGGGUCCGGCAAGACCAGUAUGAGAUCCAUUAUUUUUGCCAACUACAUCGCGCGGGACACACGGCGCCUCGGAGCUACAAUUGAUGUGGAACACUCACACGUUCGGUUCCUGGGCAACUUGGUUUUGAACUUAUGGGACUGUGGCGGGCAGGACACCUUCAUGGAGAACUACUUCACCAGCCAACGGGACAACAUCUUUCGCAACGUGGAGGUCCUGAUCUAUGUCUUCGACGUAGAGAGCCGGGAGCUAGAAAAGGACAUGCACUACUACCAGUCCUGCCUGGAGGCCAUCCUCCAGAACUCCUCCGAUGCCAAGAUCUUCUGCCUUGUGCACAAGAUGGACCUGGUGCAGGAGGACCAGCGUGACCUGAUUUUCAAAGAGCGGGAGGAAGACCUGAAGCGCUUGUCCCGCCCGCUGGAAUGCGCCUGCUUCAGAACAUCCAUCUGGGAUGAAACCCUCUACAAGGCUUGGUCCAGCAUUGUCUACCAGCUGAUUCCCAACGUCCAGCAGUUGGAGAUGAACCUCCGGAACUUCGCACAGAUUAUUGAAGCUGAUGAAGUCCUUCUCUUUGAAAGAGCUACGUUCCUGGUCAUCUCUCACUACCAGUGUAAAGAGCAGCGUGAUAUCCACCGAUUUGAGAAAAUCAGCAACAUCAUUAAACAGUUCAAGCUGAGCUGCAGUAAGCUGGCUGCCUCUUUCCAGAGCAUGGAGGUCAGGAAUUCCAACUUUGCUGCCUUCAUCGACAUCUUUACCUCCAACACUUACGUGAUGGUUGUCAUGUCGGACCCUUCCAUCCCCUCUGCGGCGACGCUGAUCAAUAUCCGAAAUGCCCGGAAGCAUUUUGAGAAGCUGGAGCGAGUGGACGGUCCCAAGCACAGCCUGCUGGUCCGUUGAAUGGCGGAAGGAACUGCCCUUUAUUCUGUGGAAACACUCUCUUUCUCCUCCCCGCAGCCUCUCUCUCUGAUGCUGCGGGUGUCUGUUCUGUGGGCUUUGAAAUGCGUGUCCUGCUGCUCCCCCACCGCCAUCUUGUCCUUUUCCUGGCCAGCUCCAUGGACCUUUGGGAGCGGCCUCCUGCAGCUUUGGGGAGAGGCGCAAGGUGGGACCUGGCCCCAUUAUCACAUACAGCAGUGAUGCCUUUUUUUGCUCUCUCCUACACGGUGAGAUACGACAGAGAUGGGACGUGUGCUGUUUUAUCAACACCUCGACUAGAACACCUUUAUAAAUCUACUUCUUCUUGUCUUCAAUCAUGACAAUAAAUUUUGUUACCAGGGA